AUGGCUCUGGCAAAUGGCUCUAUUGUAACUGAAUUCAUUCUCUUGGGAUUAACAGAACAGCCCAGACUCCAAAUGCCUCUUUUCUUACUGUUUCUAGUAAUAUAUAUGAUUACAGUGUUGGGUAAUUUGACAUUGAUAAUUUUAAUUGCGUUAAAUGCUCACCUACACACCCCCAUGUAUUUUUUCCUGUUUAAUUUAUCUUUUGUUGAUCUCUGUUAUUCUUCCGUGAUUACACCAAAAAUGCUGAUGAAUUUUGUACUAAAGAAGAAUCUUAUCUCGUACAUGGGAUGUAUGUCUCAACUCUACUUCUUUUGUUUUUUCAUAGUUUCUGAGUGUUACAUACUGGUGUCAAUGGCCUAUGACCGCUAUGUGGCUAUCUGCAAUCCACUCCUGUAUAACACUGUCAUGUCCCCAAGGGUGUGUGCUUAUCUCAUGCUUGGUUCAUAUUUGACGGGAUUUUCUGGUGCUGUGAUCCACACUGGUUUCAUGCUCAGGCUGACCUUCUGUGAUAGUAACAUCAUCAACCACUAUUUCUGCGAUGUCCUUCCUUUACUGCAGCUCUCCUGUACCAGCACCUAUGUCAAUGAGACAGAAAUUUUCAUUGUAGGGGGAAAAGACAUCAUUCUGCCCAGUGUGAUCAUCUUUAUCUCUUACGGCUUCAUCCUCUCUAGCAUCCUCAAAAUAAGAUCCACUACAGGCAGGUCCAAGGCCUUCAGCACCUGCAGUUCUCAUGUAAUUGCUGUUUCUCUGUUCUUUGCAUCAUGUGGAUUUAUGUAUCUGAAACCUUCCUCUGCAAUACCAAUUGAUCAAGGCAAAAUCUCUUCCAUUUUUUAUACCAUUGUAGUUCCCAUGUUAAACCCCUUAAUCUAUAGCUUGAGAAACAAAGAUGUUAAAGUUUCCCUGGGAAAGAUACUGAAUAGGAGGAAGUUUUAA
Molecule: messenger RNA, 933 nt
Organism: Psammomys obesus (fat sand rat)
Lineage: Eukaryota; Metazoa; Chordata; Mammalia; Rodentia; Muridae
Product: olfactory receptor 145-like
Exons: 1
Coding region: 1-933 (310 amino acids)
Biological process (GO): G protein-coupled receptor signaling pathway; sensory perception of smell
Cellular component (GO): membrane
Molecular function (GO): olfactory receptor activity; odorant binding; G protein-coupled receptor activity
Source: RefSeq, a predicted model, not a curated record